ACUUGAUAAUAUUCACCUUGCCUAACAUCUCUUCAUUUUACUUCUCUUCUUCACAAACAAACCCUUUUCAAUCAAAUUCUUUGGAAUUGGGAUUUCAAUCCAAGUGGGUUUCUAUUUUUGGUUGUUGGUUUCCAACCAGCAUAUCAACUGUGAGAACCCUACUUUGAAAUUUCCCAUAUUUCAUGCUAUUUGUAGAAAAAGAAAUGAUUUUGAGAAACUUUGAUGCAGCAAUGUUCUUCCCUGACACCACUGCAACUAAAGCCAUCAAUCCUUCUUUGUGUAAUUUCUCAUCAGGCAAGCUGGGAAUGCAAAACCUGUUGAAGAUGGAGAAAAACACAAUUAUUUGGUAUGAAUUGGGAAAAAUGGUUGCCGGGGUUGGAAGCUUCAGAGGAAUAUUGUAUUUGAAUCCAUCAACAUGUUUCCCACAUUACAUCCAACAACCCAGACGGCGGGCCAAACAAUAGUGGGAAGUUCUAUUUAACCGCAGAGUGGAAGCCCUCUUCAACAUCAAGAUACGAUCAUUUUGCAUUGAUGUCUAGGUUUCAGACCAAUUUCGCAUAGCGGUCACUGGCUUUCGGACCAAUUUUGCAUUGCGGUCACAGGCUUUCAGAUUAAUUUCCCAUUGUAGUCAUUGACUUAUUGGGCAGUUUGAAUUAUUCAGUGUCUCCAACUCUUGCUUCCAUUAUUACUUCAGAUUUUCCUAAUCUAGUCUCCUUUGUGAUCACUGGCGGCGCAUACUUAAUGAAUCUAUAAAAAUCGCGCAUCAAUAAUUUAGGGCUGAUUUCUAUACCAAAAUUGAAGGUUCUGCUUUACAAACUCAACAACAAGAAGGAACAUGUCAUCAUGCUCUCCAAGAGAGUUAGAGACUAAAUUGUCACAAUCAAGUACGGAUUUGAUUGCAAGAGGAGGACAGGAUGGUGGAAAUACAAUAUCAUGCUCUGAAAGAGCAGUGGAAGCUGAAACAGUGGACGUUGCUGUGAAUUUGAGUGCAAGUCAUGGACAAGGUGAAACCAUACCAUUAGGCACUCCAAUAGCAAUGGAAGCUAAAAUGAUUGUCUCAGACGAGGAUUUUAAUGCUGGAAACACCACAUUAAGCGCCCCAAGUGCAAUGGAAACUGUGAAUGUUGAGACAAGUGGAGGGUUGAAUACAAGACAUGGACAGGGUUGUGAACAAGAUGAAACCAUAAAAUUAGGCACUCCAAAUGAAAUCGAGACGAAAAUGAUAGUCUUAAGUGAGGAUUUGACUGUUGGAAAGACCUCAUUAAGCACUCCAAGAGCAAUAGAGAUUGUAACUGUUGAGUCAAGUGUGGACAUGAUUGCUGGAAAGACAACCUCAUGCACCACUCCGAGAGCAGUGGAGAUGGAAUUGGUGGAUGCAGGUGGAGAUUCAGUUGCAGAACAAAAUCAGGAUCAUGGACAAGGCAACGAGACAAAAUUCAGCAUUUCAAAGGAAAAAGAGACAGAAACAGUGGUCUUAAGGGCUGAUUUGAUGGCAACGCUUAAGCCAAUCUUUGGAGAAGCUGGAAACAGAACAUCAGGCACUCCAAUAGCAAUGGAAGCUAAAAUGAUUGUCUCAGACGAGGAUUUUAAUGCUGGAAACACCACAUUAAGCGCCCCAAGUGCAAUGGAAACUGUGAAUGUUGAGACAAGUGGAGGGUUGAAUACAAGACAUGGACAGGGUUGUGAACAAGAUGAAACCAUAAAAUUAGGCACUCCAAAUGAAAUCGAGACGAAAAUGAUAGUCUUAAGUGAGGAUUUGACUGUUGGAAAGACCUCAUUAAGCACUCCAAGAGCAAUAGAGAUUGUAACUGUUGAGUCAAGUGUGGACAUGAUUGCUGGAAAGACAACCUCAUGCACCACUCCGAGAGCAGUGGAGAUGGAAUUGGUGGAUGCAGGUGGAGAUUCAGUUGCAGAACAAAAUCAGGAUCAUGGACAAGGCAACGAGACAAAAUUCAGCAUUUCAAAGGAAAAAGAGACAGAAACAGUGGUCUUAAGGGCUGAUUUGAUGGCAACGCUUAAGCCAAUCUUUGGAGAAGCUGGAAACAGAACAUCAGGCACUCCAAUAGCAAUGGAAGCUAAAAUGAUUGUCUCAGACGAGGAUUUUAAUGCUGGAAACACCACAUUAAGCGCUCCAAGUGCAAUGGAAACUGUGAAUGUUGAGUCAAGUGGAGGGUUGAAUACAAGACAUGGACAGGGUUGUGAACAAGAUGAAACCAUAAAAUUAGGCACUCCAAAUGAAAUCGAGACCAAAAUGAUAGUCUUAAGUGAGGAUUUGACUGUUGGAAAGACCUCAUUAAGCACUCCAAGAGCAAUAGAGAUUGUAACUGUUGAGUCAAGUGUGGACAUGAUUGCUGGAAAGACAACCUCAUGCACCACUCCGAGAGCAGUGGAGUUGGAAUUGGUGGAUGCAGGUGGAGAUUCAGUUGCAGAACAAAAUCAGGAUCAUGGACAAGGCAACGAGACAAAAUUCAGCAUUUCAAAGGAAAAAGAGACGGAAACAGUGGUCUUUGGGGCUGAUUUGAUGGCAACGCUUAAGCCAAUCUUUGGAGAAGCUGGAAACAGAACAUCAGGCACUCCAAUAGCAAUGGAAGCUAAAAUGAUUGUCUCAGACGAGGAUUUUAAUGCUGGAAACACCACAUUAAGCGCUCCAAGUGCAAUGGAAACUGUGAAUGUUGAGUCAAGUGGAGGGUUGAAUACAAGACAUGGACAGGGUUGUGAACAAGAUGAAACCAUAAAAUUAGGCACUCCAAAUGAAAUCGAGACCAAAAUGAUAGUCUUAAGUGAGGAUUUGACUGUUGGAAAGACCUCAUUAAGCACUCCAAGAGCAAUAGAGAUUGUAACUGUUGAGUCAAGUGUGGACAUGAUUGCUGGAAAGACAACCUCAUGCACCACUCCGAGAGCAGUGGAGUUGGAAUUGGUGGAUGCAGGUGGAGAUUCAGUUGCAGAACAAAAUCAGGAUCAUGGACAAGGCAACGAGACAAAAUUCAGCAUUUCAAAGGAAAAAGAGACGGAAACAGUGGUCUUUGGGGCUGAUUUGAUGGCAACGCUUAAGCCAAUCUUUGGAGAAGCUGGAAACAGAACAUCAGGCACUCCAAGAGCAGUGAAGAAUGAAAUGGUUGAGACAAACAUGGAGUCAAUUACUAGAUGCAAAAGGGUUUGUGAACGAGCUGGAAUAGAAAAAGGUCCAUCAUCACCUGAAGGAAAAGCUACAGACAAGAAAAGAGAUUCACCUUUUCCUGAAAGAGCAAGGUCAUCUAAACGAGGUGGUAGAAGAGGCAUGCAGGGUACGUGGAACCAACCUACUCAGAAGAGGGCAAGAAUAGGAGAAAAAAACAAGGAAAUUUGUGAUCCUGGACCAACCUCAAUAAUGGAAGAAGGUCCGUUAUCAUCACCUGAAAGACAAGCAGCAAACAACAAAAGAGGUUCGCGUUUGCUUGAAAGAGUUAGGUCAUGUAAACGAGGCACGAAAAGGGGCAUGCAGGGUACGUCAAGCCAGCCUACUCGGAAGAGGGUGAGAAUAGUAGAACAAAACAAAGAAGUUAAUAAUCCUGGACCAAGCUCAAUAAUGGAAAAUAGUCCAUCAUCACUUAAAAGACAAACAGCAAACAAGAGAAGAGAUUCACCUUCAUCUGAUAGAGUAAGGUCAUGUAAGAAAACCACUUUUCUAUGGUUGAUAGACUCUAAGAUUAUUAAGGAAGAUGAACCAGUAAGCUAUAGGAGUGCUACAAUUAAAAAGGCAUUAGCAGGAAGGAUUACUAGGGGUGGAAUUCUCUGCAGCUGUUGCCAGGAGGAGAUAUCAAUGUGGACCUUUGAGAACCAUGCUGGAAGUACUCUUAAACAGCCCUAUAAACAUAUUUACAUUCACAGAAAACGCCAAACCCUCCGAAAAUGCUUGAUUGAUGUUUGGCAACAUGCCCGGGAACAAAAGCGUCGCGGAAUGCAUUUGUAUGUGCCGAAAGAAACUGAUGCAGACCAAAAUGAUGAUGUUUGUUCAGUCUGUGGUGAUGGGGGAGACUUAAUCUGUUGUGACAGGUGUCCUUCCGCAUAUCAUCUAUCUUGCAUGAAUAUAGAGACGGUUCCCCAAAAUGAUUGGUUUUGUCCAUAUUGUGUAUGCAAACACUGUGGGCUGGUUGUGGACCUGGUUGUCGAGAAAAAAGAUACUAUGAGAAAAAAGAAGGCUUCAAGUGCUCCCAAUGUGAUAAAAAGUAUCAUUGGGAGUGCUUUGAAAAAUAUGAAAAAGAAUCCUCAAAACAAAUUAAACCUUCAAGAUCAUAUUGUGGGCGAGGUUGCGAAGGGAUAUAUGCGAAAAUGGGAGUAUAUCUUGGAAUCAGAAAUGAUUAUUCAGCAAAAUACUCUUGGAGGGUUAUCCGCCUCAUGGAGACAUACAAGAAUUCGGCAUAUAUGAAUCUAUUCUUAGAAAACAAUUCAAAGGUUGCAGUUACUUGGAUGUUAAUGAAUGAAGCUUUUGAGAAAAUAACUGACAGGAAAACAGGCAUCAAUGUUGUUCGAAGUAUAGUUUACAGCUGCAAGUCAAACUUAUCCAGGAUUGAUUUUAGCCGUUUUUAUAUGUUUGUUCUGGAGGAAGAUGAUGCGAUAAUUGCUGCAGCUUCUAUAAGGUUUCAUGGCUCGAGGAUUGCAGAAAUGCCACUUAUUGCAACAGAACUGGCA
Molecule: messenger RNA, 4668 nt
Organism: Vigna unguiculata (cowpea)
Lineage: Eukaryota; Viridiplantae; Streptophyta; Magnoliopsida; Fabales; Fabaceae
Biological process (GO): regulation of transcription by RNA polymerase II; negative regulation of DNA-templated transcription
Cellular component (GO): nucleus
Molecular function (GO): transcription corepressor activity; acyltransferase activity, transferring groups other than amino-acyl groups
Source: RefSeq, a predicted model, not a curated record